UAUGAUAUUCAUGUGGUCUGCAGUUCAGCGGUGGCAUUUUGAAGCCUCUGUGGAUGUGUGUAUGGAAUCACACAGUGUGUAUAUUUACAGGAACAACUGAGCUUUACUGACGGCAUCAUGGUUCAGUCGGACUCUAAACCCACCUUAGCAGUGCUGCCUCUGCAGCGCUUCAUAACCUGCCCGGACACUGGCAGCUUGGGCUUGCCUGAGCGUCCAGCGCGUUUUCAGCGCUCGGGCAGUCUCUUUCCUGACCAACGCCAGAAACGGCCCCGUCCAUUACCUCUUGUGCGCUCAGGCAGCCUGGUGGUGAGGACAGACCCUGACAAACUCAAAUUACUGUCAGAGGAUGAAGUUGACAGUCACUCUGAUAAAGUGGAGAAGGAACUGCUUGUACAAGCAGAAAACCUAGAGUGGACAGUAUGGGAGGAAGUGUUUGACAGGAUUACUAGGAAACAGGACCUCCGAGAAUUGAAGAUGUUACAGAAGCUGGAGAACAAACAGUACCAGGAUUUGGUCUACAAAGCACAGAUGGCCAGAGAGGCCCAGGAGAAGAAGUUUGAACAGGAAAUGGCGGUAUUAAUAAAGACCUAUGAAAGUGACAUGGAAACUCUUACAAGAACCCAAAAACUUCAGGUAGAAAAAGCAGAAACCACUCAGGCCAAUGACAUGAGGAAUGCAGCCAGGAGAAUCAAAGCUGAUCAGGAAAGGGAGCUGCGAAUGUUCAAGGAAUCCCAGAAACAGGAAAUGAAGCUGUUGCGACAAGAGCUGGAUUUACUGCCCAAGGAUCACCGCAAAGAGAUGUUUAGGAAAAAGAAAGAGGAAAAAGAAAUUUCUCUGGCAGAAAAGGAGCGAGUAUUUUUGGAGUCCCAGAAGGACAUGAUGGACAGACACAUGAAACAGCUGUCUGAUUCACAUAGACAGAAAAUUGCCUUUGUAGAAGGACAGUUUUUACAACAGAAGCAACAACUUCUCAGGAGUAGAGAAGCAGCCAUUUGGGAGCUGGAAAAGCAACAACUCCAUGAAAAACAUCAGCAAGCUAAGGGGCAACUAAAAGACUUGUUCUUCCUAAAGAGACACCAGAUGCUCAAUAGACAUCAGAAGGAAAUGGCUCACAUGAAACGUAUCAAUGCUACAAAGGAGGAGGAGUUACUGAGGAGGCACACAGAGGAGAAGCGACGCCUGCCCAAGAUCCUAAAGGCCGAGGCCAAGACAAGACAUCAGAUGUUCAAACAGAGUCUACGGCUUAGCACUUUAGGUUCGCCUGAUGAAGACAAGAAUAAAAUUAAACAGUUUGAGGACAAUGAAAAGAAGCGUAUGAAGGCAGAGCAGCUGCGGCAGGACAUGAAACACAAACGCCAGCUGGAGGAGCUGCAGUUGAAGAACAACACCAGUGUUAAGGAGCUAGAACAACUUCAGGCUGAAAAGAGGAAGAUGUUGAUGGAGCAGGAGACUCAGAAGAUCAGGGAGCUAGAUGAACAGUAUCAGAGUGAGCUGCAGGACUGGAAAGCUCAACUCCAGCCCAGGAAACAGAAAUUAGAGGAUGAGUUUGCCAGACAAAAGGAGGAACAGGAACGGUUUUACGGUCAUUUCCCCGGAAAUGGUGAAAAGGGACAGGUUUCAAACAGAACACCAACAAAUACCCGAAAAGACUCUGCCCACUCACGCCACUCUACCGUGAUUUAACUCGGCAGGAUGAGUGUAGAGAACCUUUUGACCUACUUGUGAUGUACAUGGUCUUUUAUAUGUAUAUAUAGAGGACUGUUUUUUUUUUGCCCCAUGCUGCACAGUGAGAUCUGCAGAGGUUGCACUGCUGCAGAGAGUUUUGUGGGCCUGCUGUGGAGCAUGGUACAACCUUUACACUGGCAUAACCCUGACUGAUAUAUAAUUUCCCUUGGAUGAUAAGCUGUUCCACCUUUACCAUUUGCUGGUGUUCAGGAACACCAUGUGGAGAAUUUUGUUCAAGAAUAAGUGGUGAUUUUUUGUUUUGUGUGGAAAAUCUGAUGUCAUGAAUGGGACAUUUUAGAAUUUUGAAAAAAAAGAAAGGAAAUCAACAGCAGACUCAUGUUAUUGCACUGAAUCCAGAUUAAUCUGACCCAAGUGCUCUGGUGAGCAAGAUCUGCUGAUUUGAUCUCGGCAUUGAAAUCUUUGUGUACAUCUUCCUUUACAUUUCUUUCUCUCUUCUUUUGUAUAUUAUUAUGUACGACUACAAUGCAAUGUUAAUUUGCGUGAACACAGUUUAUGGUGUUUAUCUACAGAGUUGAAAAGAGUUUUUUUGUGUACAGCACAGUGUGCAUAACUGUUACAUGCAGAUAUACUGUUACAGAUUUGAUUAGCAUAAACAAUGGUGCUUGGUGUCCAGCUGAUAAUUUUUUAAUUUUUUUUCUUUGAUUUGCAAAGACAACUAAAACAAAAAGUAAAAAAAAAAAAAAGAAAAAAAAAAAGGCAGAUGAAUUUUACCAAAUUUUCCUCUUUAUCCAAAAAUUUCUACCUCUACUCUGCUAUGGGUAAUUUAUUUAUUUACUGAUCAGUUAACUCCGCUUCAAGUGUUCCAAUUUAAUGUUUGUUAAUGUUUGUUGAUUUGUUUUGUGUUCUUUGUUUUGCUGAUGGCAAAUCUCUUGCACUCUUUUAGGCUUUAACCCUAAAUGAUCUUUGCCUUGCACUUUUAGUGCCAAGCUGUCUCUUAAUGGCUUGUGGUUUGCGGCUGGUUCAUUUAAAAUAACUCUGUUGUCACACUUUUUUUGCUACAAAACACACUGCAUGCUAUGUGAGUUCGACUCACUACUUUUGCAUGUGUUUAUUUAGACCUGCAGCCAACAGCCAUCAAGCUCAGUUCCCUCCUUCCUUUGACUAUGGCAACCUUGCAUUCUGUAACUCAAUGCCUAAAGGUGUUGGCAUGUACAGGUAUUGUACUAUAUUAUGCAGAUAUCACUUUUGAUAUCAGUAUUUGUUAGGCAAUAGGCUGAAAUAUUUUCAAAUUAUCCUUAAUUUUGAGUGCUUUAAAGAAAGCCAUCUUCAACAUGACUUAAAUGAGAUAAAUCUGUCUUCUUAAAACUGUUCCUACAUGUACAUGUAUUUGAGUUGAUGCUGGUUUUGUUUCUCGUAUUAUUAUUUGUAGGGAUGCAUUUUCCAUUCUGAAUGCGAAAACAUUGUUUUGCACCUGAAGGAAGAUGCUAGAUGAAAUAUGUUACACAUGUAUGUGCAUCGUAUUUCAUGUGCUAGUAUUAAGUUGUUAGAGGUCCUGAAGCAAUGAUAAGCUCUUCAGCUGCAAUAUUAUUGGAAAUGGUUUAUUCACUGGAAUUCACUGGUUAUAGAAAUACACACUUAACACAUUAGACAAUCUUUAAUAUUCAACAUAAUCACUGUAGAAUUUGACCAUAUUUACAUGUACAAAGAUGACGACUUCUCACAUUACCUUCGGUAAUAGCUUUGUGUACAUUUUGCCAAUUCUUCAUUACUAUUCAGAUCUCAGUUUUUCUUAUGCUUGGAUGCAUCCUGUGAUCUUGGUUACUCUGCAGUUUGGUCAUAUAUCAUAUUUUAGCAAAGUCACAGGACAGGAUUACCAGUACUUUCAAGGUUUACAGGUUGCUGUGUUUUUCUGCAGGACACAUAAACUCUUACUUUAGACCCAUGUUGAAUACUUCAACCAAUAUUCCCAUUUAAUGUCACAAACUCUUUAUCACAGCAGAUUUGAACCGAGAAAUUCCAGGUGAACAUGUAAAUAAACUUGUGAAGUCAAGUAAAACAAGACGUAUGGAUGUAUUUUUUUGUUAGUAUGCAUCCUUCACUGGCCAAGAUUUGUUUCACUUGUAUAGUACUGGGUUGUGCUGCAUUUGCUUACAGGGAAGUCUGUUGUAUUAAGGUCUGAUAUUAUCUGACUUUUGAGUUACAUGUAUAUCAAACUUAAGUUAAGAAUAUCAAAUUAUAUAGCAAAAUGAAUUUUGAUAUCAUACUGAAUUUGUUCAAGAAUGUUUCGGGGGUGGGGGGGGGGGGGAGCGUGAAAAGAAAUAACAUAACAAAAAAAAAAGCCUUUCGAGUUGAUGACUGGAACUGUGAGUUCGCAUGGCUGCAAGAGAACAUAUAUAUUUAUACAUAUAUCAUCAAGCGAUCUUGCCGUGUAGGUUGUGCUAAUAUUGCUUUCUGUGAAUAAUAUAAAUAUAAAAAAAUGUAAACACUGAAAGCCUAAUGAAUUCACUAAUAUGGAAAUAUUUUGUUCAGCUUAAUAUAUGUUCUGUAUGAUUUGUAUAUGUGCGAUGUUUAAUAAAGCUGAGGUUUUUCAGUAGAACUGAUCAACAUGCCACCUCAGUUGCCUAACUAUUUACAGGCUGUUUUAGGUCAAUAAACGGAUAAGCUUUCAUACAAUACAUGCUUUGCCCUUCU
This is a messenger RNA of Liolophura sinensis, 4377 nucleotides long. Its product is annotated as STE20-like serine/threonine-protein kinase. NCBI's taxonomy places the organism in Eukaryota, Metazoa, Mollusca, Polyplacophora, Chitonida, Chitonidae. Gene Ontology annotation, molecular function: protein serine/threonine kinase activity. The record is from RefSeq and is a predicted model, not a curated record. The coding region runs from base 118 to 1683 and encodes 521 amino acids. The transcript has 10 exons.